This is a messenger RNA of Mytilinidion resinicola, 2349 nucleotides long. RefSeq lists its product as uncharacterized. The transcript has 5 exons. Bases 1 to 2349 code for a protein of 782 amino acids. Lineage: Eukaryota; Fungi; Ascomycota; Dothideomycetes; Mytilinidiales; Mytilinidiaceae. Gene Ontology annotation, molecular function: oxidoreductase activity. Gene Ontology annotation, cellular component: cytoplasm. The record is from RefSeq and is a predicted model, not a curated record.
AUGGCUCCCGCUCCCCCAAGACUCCGGAUUCUUUCAGUCGGCGGCAACUCCGUCUCUGCCUUCUUGUCAUGGCGCCUCCAAGCAACAAACGCCUGCGAUGUCACGCUCGUCUGGAAGAGCGGCUACGAGAGCGUGGCUCAGUACGGGAUAACAUUCAAGUCUGCAAUGUUUGGUAAUGAGCGGUUCAAACCACACGCAGUCGUCAAAACACCCGAAGAUGCUGCUCAACUCUCGAAAGCCCCUUUCGACUACGUCCUCCUCUGCAUCAAGGCUCUCCCCGACGUCUACGACAUUGCCAACAUCAUCGAGUCUGUCGUCGCGCCCCAGCACACCUGCAUCCUGAUGAACACGACGGCUAAUCUCGGCGUGGAAUCGUACCUGGAGCAGAGAUAUCCCACCAACGUGGUGCUGUCCCUGGUCUCGGGAGCGGAGGUUUCACAGCUAGGUGCUAGCGAGUUCGAGCAUAAGGGUGCCACCGAAAUCUGGGUUGGACCUGCCAACAAGAACCCAUCGAUUCCCGUAUCGAUACAGUCCGACAUGGCGGAAGCCCUUGCCAUGACUUUGAGUUCGGGCCAGGUCGACUGCGUGGUGUCACCGAACAUUCGCCAGCAGCAAUUCGAACGGAUGAUUGGUCCGAUCGCCUUCCAUCCUGCAAGUGUUCUGUUCGAAACUCCCAUUCACGCAGAAAUCCUCGAAAAAGUUGGUGGAAGGGCGAUGGUUACCGGAGUCAUUGACGAGCUAUUGACGCUGGCUACGGCCCUCGAAUGCAGCUUCCCUGCCGACUUCGAGGAGAAGACGAUUGAGGCAAUGAUUCGGCCAGCGGAUAGCAACACUAUCAUGUACCAGGAUUUCGAGGGCAGACGCCCUAUGGAGAUUGAAUCGUUCCUGGGAGCUCCAUUGAAGCUUGCCAAGGAGUAUAACGUCUCGGUCCCCCGUAUCGAGACAUUAUACGCCAUGAUCCACCAUGUCAACACCGUGAACCGGACCCGACCUGUCGGUCCAUCUCUAUCCUCGACUCCCGGACCCCCUGGGCCUCCAUCUCAAGCACCACCUCCUAGGAUGUCGUCGGCACCGCUGCCGCGAGGACAUCCUGGCGCGAACGGAAUGAAUGGCAUGAAGAGUGGCGGUCCUCGACCGGGGAGUCGCGCUCCUUCGAUGACAGGGCCUCCACCAAGCAUGGCUCGUCGUGGUCCUCCUAUGAAUGGGUACCCUCCAAGAGUGAAUGGCAAUGGGUACGGUCCGCCAAAUCCACAAAUGCAACGACGGCCUUCACUCGAAGGCGGGGAUCUGGAAGAGUUCAGUCAUCUGAUGUUGUAUGACAACAUGGCAGACACCACUGGAGUAGAUCCCAACGGCAUGUAUGACAACAACAUGGCCUCUUCGUCGGGCGAUCUUACCCUCCGCGAAAGGGAAUUCAUGUUACGCCAAAAGGAGCUUCAGUUGAGAGAACAAGAAUACAACAUGCGGAGGGGACCUCGUCGACCAGGACCUCCACCAUCACACAUGGGCGGGUUCGAUGAAGAUGACGACGAAGACGAUUUCUUUGACCCGAUGGCUGGUCGUGCUGCACCUAUCAUUGACCCGGACAACUUCGACAUGAUGAGUGUCACCUCUCGCAGAAACCGAAAAGUGCCCAGCGCCAGCCAAAUUCGGAAGAACCCGGACCCAAACACAUUUGAAGGCCGUGGUCCUCCACCCCGAAGAGGAAAUCCUUUUGGUCGGGCUGGCAUGAACAAGAACCGGACCAGCGCUAGAAUGAUGGCAGACGUUCCGGGUCUUCACGACUCUAUAAUGAACAAUGCUCUGAUGGGCUAUUCGUCUAAUCGGUAUGGCACAGUUGACAGACAGGCGAUGGGUCAAGAAUCAAGGACGAACUCACUCACAGCAGCUCGCUUGGAUGAGUUGCAAGGAAAUGGCAGCCACGGUGCAUACCCUCCGAUGAACCGGCGAAUAAGUCAAUCGCCCGGCAACCCUCUCAGUCCUGGCCCUGGUCCCCGACCCGGAGGGCGACCAUCGCCUCCCAAUGGGUAUCCCACGUAUCCCAAUGGGAUGCCUAACGGAAUGCCCAACGGGAAUGGGCGGCCAUCACCGCCCAAUAUGAGGCAACCGUUGCCGCGACAUCCUCCGGGACAUGGCAAUGCAGUGGCUCCUCAACAAGUCGAGCAACAAGCAGGGGUGAGCACCCUUUACCCGCCCAAAGUCGGUCCCCAAGUGCGCAGUCUGACUGGAAGUGCGAGCGCUAGCGCGGAGAGUGGUGAUAGCGGCGCGAGUGCCCAACUAGAUUCCGAACCCUCUGCGCACAGCAGUCAGAGCAGUCUAGGACCUCGUCCUCCGAUCGGCGUCCGAUAA